Jaminaea rosea is the source of this 720-nucleotide messenger RNA. Its product is annotated as DCP2-domain-containing protein. Gene Ontology annotation, biological process: deadenylation-dependent decapping of nuclear-transcribed mRNA; nuclear-transcribed mRNA catabolic process, nonsense-mediated decay. NCBI's taxonomy places the organism in Eukaryota, Fungi, Basidiomycota, Exobasidiomycetes, Microstromatales. Gene Ontology annotation, cellular component: cytoplasm; P-body. Gene Ontology annotation, molecular function: 5'-(N(7)-methylguanosine 5'-triphospho)-[mRNA] hydrolase activity; manganese ion binding; RNA binding. The annotation marks the transcript as partial. The transcript is spliced from 4 exons. The record is from RefSeq and is a predicted model, not a curated record.
AUGUCCUCAUGGGCCUCCCUCUCCUUCGUAGAGGUCCUCGAAGACCUCAGCUCGCGCUUCAUCGUUAACCUGCCCUCCGAGGAGCUGCAGCGAAUCGAACGAAUCUGUUUCCAAGUCGAGCAGGCACACUGGUUCUACGAGGACUUUCUACGACCCCUCAAUCCAUCAUUACCAUCUCUGAAUCUGCGGAAAUUCUCCAUCUACAUCCUCCAGACUGCUUCCCUGUCAGAUCUUGGAGGCACGACGUACGGUCUAGAGGCCGCUUUCGAUGAGUUUCUCAAGUACAAGACCAGGGUGCCCGUAUGCGGGGCGGUGUUGCUUUGCGACGAUUGGAAGAGCUGUCUUUUGGUCAAGGGCUGGAAGUCGUCAGCGUCAUGGGGCUUCCCCAAGGGUAAGAUCAAUCAAAAUGAGCCGCCUCGAGACUGCGCGGUUCGAGAGACGUACGAGGAGACGGGCUUCGAUUGUUCUCAUCUCCUCAAGCCCGACUCGGAGGACUGGAUGGAGCUCAACGUCCGUGAACAGAAGAUGCGGCUUUACAUUGUGCCGGGUGUCAAGAAGGAUACCAUUUUUGAGACGCAGACGAGAAAAGAGAUCAGUAAAAUCGCCUGGUUCAAGCUCGCCGACCUACCAACGUGGAAGCAGAGCAAAGCAGCAGGAGGCGGAGGGCUAGCGAGCGCAAAUGCGAGCUCCAAGUUCUACCUCGUCACACCAUUCAUUGGG